Molecule: messenger RNA, 1945 nt
Organism: Acipenser ruthenus (sterlet)
Lineage: Eukaryota; Metazoa; Chordata; Actinopteri; Acipenseriformes; Acipenseridae
Product: retinol dehydrogenase 13-like
Exons: 7
Coding region: 369-1358 (329 amino acids)
Source: RefSeq, a predicted model, not a curated record
CCUUGUGAUAAACUGGUAGAGUUGCUGUAAUCUCGUUUUCAGCAGCCUCGUCCGCAGCUGUAUCCUUCCCAGUUUUUCUGGUAACCUUGAGUUGCAAAACAUGAGUAGCAGGAAGUGGAAAGAGGAGCAGAUUGAAAUGACAAGUAACACCCAGAAUAUAAGGACCUAGAUUCAAGAAAACGGCUCCAUUUCACCGGGAAGCCGUCAGUAUAUUAAUAGUUCAGACCGCCGACUUUCAAAUAUACAUGAUCAAGAUUAAAGUACCUGCAUUCAAAGACAGUCGACAAAAAAAUAAUUAAAUUAAAAUAAAUAAAUAAAAAUACCGCAACUUGCAGUUUGAUUCAGUGACAUAAACAAAACACUACGCCAUGUCAACAGAUGAAAUGGUUGUGUUUUUUCAAGACCAUGCGACAGGAAUCGCUGCUGCGGCGGUUGCAGGAAUGAGUCUGCUUGCACUGCGGAAGUGGUUUGCUGGGGGAGUUUGCAGGAGCAAGGCGAGGCUGGACGGGAAGACGGUUUUAAUCACCGGUGCCAACAUAGGGAUUGGCAAGGAGACUGCACAGGACCUGGCACAAAGGGGGGCGCGGGUCAUCAUGGCGUGCAGAGAUAUGGACAAGGCCAGCGAGGCAGCAGAGGAGAUCAGACAGAAGACUGGCAACGGUAACGUGGUCAUCAAGAAGCUGGACCUGGCCUCCCUGGAGUCCGUACGGCAUCUCGCUGAGGAAAUCCAGCAAGGGGAGGAACGGCUGGACCUUCUCAUCAACAAUGCGGGGAUUAUGAUGUGUCCAAAGUGGAAGACGGAGGAUGGCUUUGAGAUGCAGUUUGGUGUCAAUCACCUAGGUCACUUCCUGUUGACCAACUCCCUCCUCGAUCUGCUGAAGAAGUCUUCUCCCAGCCGCGUGGUCAACGUGUCCAGCUUAGCUCAUGAGAAAGGCCAGAUUCACUUUGAUGAUAUUAACCUGGAUAAAGACUACGACCCUUACAAGAGCUACAGGCAGAGCAAGCUGGCUAACGUCCUCUUCACCAGGGAACUCGCUCGCAGAUUGCAAGGUACAGGGGUGACUGCUAAUAGCCUGCACCCAGGAGUGGUGCGCACCGCACUCGGGAGACACAUAAUGCCUACCAUAGCUGUAUGGAGAAGGAUUAUAUUCGCCCCAUUUAUCCUGCUUUUGUUUAAGUCUCCAUGGCAGGGAGCUCAGACCACAAUCCACUGCGCCGUGGCUGAAGAGCUGGAGCACACCAGCGGUUUGUACUUCAGUGACUGUGCUCCCAAGAAAGUCGCCUCUCAAGCUACAGAUGAUGAAGCAGCCAGAAGACUGUGGGAGCUGAGUGCCCAGAUGGUGGGCCUGAAGCAGUGAUGAUUACAUCCUUUUGCAGCUUUCAGUAUUUAGGAUGGGGAGGUUGGGGGGGGGAGCUAUUAGCAAAGCAGCAUAGUUUCGAACUUUCAGAAAACAAAUUGAAUAAAAAAAAACUUUGAAAAGGUGACGAGCAAAUGACGUGAAAUGAUACUAAAGUGUACAAAUGGAAUAAUCAGACUGGCCAGCCUUCCUAUAUUGCAUCUUUUUCAAAGGCAAUGCAGGUGUCAUUCUGGGACUUCUGUAUUGCAUAGCGAUCAUAAUCAUCCACUAUCAAUCACUCAGUGGCACCGAGUUAAGAAAUACUAAGAGAAACACAAAUUCAAAUGUUUUGUCUGGAAGCCUUAUUUAGUUUCCAUUAGUAUUUCUUAAAGGCUUACACAUUUAGCAGUGUGUAUACUGCACAGUUGGAUCUGUGCUAUUGCUGUGUAGUUAAUAAAUGGUCCGGUUGACUGGAAGGACCUGGAACUUUCAAUAAUAUACAUGUAACUUUUAAAGUGCCUUUUUACUAUAGAACUUUUGUUUUCCUAAUUUCAGAUUUUAAACAUUAAUAUCAGUUGAAGAAUAAAAUAAACAUUUGUUGUAUGGUU